AUGUCUUCCUCUGAUCUCUACGUUCUUGAUGACUCCUUCUUCCGUCAUUCUUCAAACUCAGAAAUGGCGUCUUAUGAACCAGACCAGUUCUUCUCCGAGCCAUUCUCUCCCUUCUCAGACAUUGACAUCCUCCAAGCAAUCUCAGAUCACCAAAGCAACCAAAACCCAGUUGAAAACCAGUCUCAUCAUAAUAAUUCACUCGACCAAAGCUCUCCAACAAUCCUCUCUUCUUCUCCCCCAAGUUACCAAUUGGAAAGCUUGAGCCUUUGCCAAGCAACCCAUCUGAACCCUCUGGAUCAAAACUGCGCAAAUUUGGCAAAUGGGUUGCCAAAUUUCCCUGCUUUCGAUGCUCUGGAAGUCAAAACUGAGCAAUGCCAUUUAGCUUUUGACCAAAACGCUUAUAAUAAUAACCAAGUUUUUGGUCCUCAUAGCUACAGUGGUGCAGAGAAUGUGGCAAAGUUUAUGCAGAGGAGUUUUAGCAGCAACUCCUUCGAUGGCAAGCCUGGUGUUGUCUUCCAACCUUGCUUUGAUUCUCUCAUGGAAUCUUCAACUUUACAAAACCAAGCCUUGAGCUCUCCUGAAAACAGCUUUUUAGCUGGCCAAAUGAGAAGAGUUUCCAGCACUGGAGAUUUGCAAAAUUUUAGAACAGCCCGCAAUCCGAGAGAGAGCUCGGUGAUGGAGGAAGCUGCUGCAAACUUCAAAAUGGGGAGGUACAGCGCAGAAGAGAGGAAAGAGAGAAUUUCAAAGUACAGAGCCAAGAGGUCGCAGAGAAACUUCAACAAGACCAUUAAGAUUCUUGUCUCUGAACUGAAUCUGAAUGUGCCUGGUUUGUUUCUUCUGUGUACCCAAAAAAAGUAUGCAUGUCGAAAAACACUAGCGGAUAACCGACCCCGCAUACGUGGCAGAUUUGCACGCAACGACGAAACUGGUGAGGUUCUCAAGGCUGCAUGUUCAAGUAACAGAGAAGAAGACGAAGAUGAACUCUGGGUGGAAGGGUUCAAUGUGGAAGAAGAAGAGAAUGGAACAGUGAGAGGAGGAGGAGGAGGAGGACAGUUUAUGAACAAUUUUGGAGCAACUCAGUUUCAGUACUAUGGCUUUUGA
Messenger RNA from Prunus armeniaca (apricot), 1101 nucleotides. NCBI's taxonomy places the organism in Eukaryota, Viridiplantae, Streptophyta, Magnoliopsida, Rosales, Rosaceae. The record is from the annotation of a GenBank genome assembly.